Messenger RNA from Aspergillus oryzae RIB40, 2166 nucleotides. RefSeq names its product Hsp70 family protein. Bases 1 to 2166 code for a protein of 721 amino acids. The record is from RefSeq and is a predicted model, not a curated record. Gene Ontology annotation, molecular function: ATP binding; ATP-dependent protein folding chaperone. The transcript is spliced from 4 exons. Lineage: Eukaryota; Fungi; Ascomycota; Eurotiomycetes; Eurotiales; Aspergillaceae.
AUGAGCUCACGGUUCAAAUCGUUCACUUUUGGAACGAAGCGGAACAAGCAUAGUGCCCAGCCUGCGCCAGUUCAACAACAACAACCACCACCUAACGCAUCGAGCAAUACACUCGUCGCCCCGCCUUCGAACGCCACCUCACCUAGUUCCCCACCUUCUCACCAUAGUUCGUCCACGACGAGUCUUCCGAUGAACAACCAAAACCCUCUGGGGCGACCCCCCAGCUAUACAUACCAGCGGCCGACCAGCCCGAUGCCCCCAGGCCAGCAGUUGAGUCAUCACCCCGCACCGUUGAACACCAACUUGCACUAUACGCAACAGACCGUCCAACCUUUGGGUGCUCCUCCGGGGUAUGGUUUGCAACAGCCGGUCGCAGCUCAUGGAAUGGGCCAGGGAAUGCCCCAGCCCCAAUACGGGGUGCGGAAUCCCGCGGUUGAGGUCGAAGGUGCCGGUCGGAGUAAGGCCCAGCUGAUUGUCGGCAUUGACUUUGGCACCACAUUCUCCGGUGUCGCAUUUGCUUUCGCGACCAACAAUGAAGCAAGAGAGGACAUCAUUACGGAAUGGCCUGGAGCAGGAACUCAUACCAAACAGAAGAUCCCCACCGUCCUAUACUACGAUCAGUACCAGAAAGUGGUGGGAUGGGGCCCGGAUAUUGCUGAUGCGCUGGCUCCCACGGGCUAUCCGAAGCAGGGAGUGCAGAAGGUCGAAUGGUUCAAGCUCCAGCUUAUGCUGUCCGGAAACACAUACAUCGAUCCGAUUAAUCUGCCGCCCCUCCCGCCCGGUAAGUCAGAAAUCGAUGUGGCCGCCGAUUACCUCUUCAAGCUACGACAGGCGAUGCGCGCUCAGCUACAGAAGACCCUCGGUGAGGUGUUUACUCGGGAAGAGCGCAACAUCCGGUACUACCUCACAGUGCCAGCUAUCUGGAACGAUGCGGGCAAGGCAGCGACACGAGCGGCGGCUUUACAAGCUGGGUUCUUGCGGGACGAGAACGAUAAUCGCCUAACGUUGAUCUCCGAGCCGGAGGCUGCCGCUCUGUUCUGUGCAAAGACCGGGUUGCUCAAUCUGAAGGUCGGCGAUGCAAUCCUGAUUGUGGAUUGUGGUGGUGGAACUGUGGAUUUGAUCGCCUACGAGGUUGAGGAGGAACAGCCAUUCAGUGUCGCCGAAUGUACAGCUGGAUCGGGUGACUCAUGCGGCUCAACGGCUCUCAAUCGGAACUUCAGCAACAUCCUUCGUGCGAAAAUCCGUAAGAUGAAGCUCCCUGACGGGUCCCGCACGGCAGGUAAGGUGUAUGCGAAGUGUAUUAUGGACUUUGAGAACCGGAUUAAGGCCGAUUUCCGAAACAAUGGACAGAAGUGGGCUGUAGAUGUCGGCAUUGAGGCCGACUUCCCAGAUGCCGGCAUCGAGGAGGGCUAUAUGACGUUUACCAACGAAGAGAUCCUUCAAUGCUUUGAGCCCGUCGUCAACCGUAUUCUGGAGUUGGUCAGAAACCAGAUCAUCGCUAUCCAAGCGCAGAACCGGUCUCUACAGAACGUCCUUGUGGUGGGUGGGUUCGGCGCAUCUGAGUAUCUCUUCCAACAGAUCAAACUCCAUGUACCGCCCCAAUAUCAAUCAAAGGUUGUCCGUCCGAUGGACUCUGUCGCUGCGAUCGUUAAGGGCGCUGUCACUGCUGGAAUCACGGAACGUGUGAUCACACACCGUGUUGCUCGCCGACACUACCUUAUGGCCACAUUGCAGCCCUUCAAAGAAGGAUAUCACCCGGAACAAUAUCGUGUUCCUAGUUUAGACGGCAGAGAUCGCUGCAAGUACACGCGACAGAUCUUUGUGCAAAAGGGUGAGAGAGUGAAGAUUGGGGAGCCGGUCAAGGUUAGCUUUUUCCGACAGGUUGCGCCGGGAGCAACCCUGAUGUAUGAGGAUAUUCUGUACGCCUGCGACGAGGAUGUCUGCCCUGAAUACACGAAAGACCCCCGGAUCAAGGAGGUCGUGACACUUACUUCGGAUCUCUCGCGCAAGAACCUGGAAACCGAUUUCGAGCGCAUGGAUACCCCUCAGGGAGUCUUCUACCGUGUAUACUUCGACAUCUACCUCACACUCGAUGGCAGUGAAUUCAGCGCCGAACUCGUCUGCCAGGGCGAGGUUAUGGGCCGAUGCCGAGCCAAAUUCCGGUAA